AUGGAUGUCAGCUACUUCUCGAUACAGCGUCGUGCCCUGGAAAUUGUGGGCUUCGAGCCCAGCACCCAGCGCCUGCAGAUGAAGCAUCCGCUGUGGGCGGCGCUGCUCAUCUUGUCGCUGGUCUCCCACAACUGGCCGAUGGUCGUCUAUGGCCUGCAGGAUCUCAGCGAUCUGACCCGCCUCACCGACAACCUGGCCGUGUUCAUGCAGGGAUCGCUCUCCACCCUCAAGUUCGUGGCCUUCAUCGUGAAGCGGCGACGCAUCGGCGCUUUGGUGCAUCGCCUGCAUGGCCUCAACCGGGAGGCGUCUGCCGACCCGCAGCAGCUUGAGAGGAUCCUGCAGGAGAACCGAUUGGACACGUAUGUAUCGCGGGCGUUCAGGAAUGCCGCCUACGGGGUGAUUGUUGCCUCUGCGGUUGCCCCCAUGCUGAACGGCCUGAUUGCCUACCUAACCGACGGCGUCUUCCGGCCGACCACGCCCAUGGAGUUCAACUUCUGGCUGGACGAGCGGCAGGCCCGCUUCUACUGGCCCAUCUACGCCUGGGGCGUGCUGGGCGUGGCCUCCGCUGCGUGGCUGGCCAUAGUGGCGGACACGCUCUUCUCCUGGCUGGUCCACAACGUGGUGGCACAGUUCAAGCUGCUGGAACUGGAACUGCAACUGCAGGACAAGCAGCAGCCCGGUGACCACCUGGUGGAGUGCAUUCGACGUCAUCGCUUGGCCCUGGACCUGGCCGGAGAGCUGAGCGCCAUCUUUGCGGAGAUCGUGUUCGUGCAGUACAUGCUGAGCUACCUGCAGCUGUGCAUGUUGGCGUUCCGCUUCACCCGCAGCGGCUGGAGCUCCCAGGUGCCCUUCCGCGCGACCUUCCUGCUGACGGUCUUCAUCCAGCUGAGCUCCUACUGCUACGGCGGGGAGUACCUCAAGCAGCAGAGCUCCGGCGUGGCCCUGGCCGUCUACUCGGACUGCGAUUGGUCGCAGAUGCCACCAGCCAGGCGUCGCCUCUGGCAAACGAUGAUGAUGCGGGCCCAAAGGCCCGCCAAGGUGUUUGGCUACAUGUUCGAUGUGGAUCUGCCGCUGCUGCUUUGGGUAACAAGAACGACGGGAUCGUUUCUGGCCCUGCUCCGGACAUUCGAGCGCUAA
Messenger RNA from Drosophila obscura, 1137 nucleotides. RefSeq names its product odorant receptor 45a (gene Or45a). The record is from RefSeq and is a predicted model, not a curated record. Gene Ontology annotation, cellular component: plasma membrane. The transcript is spliced from 2 exons. Gene Ontology annotation, molecular function: odorant binding; olfactory receptor activity. Gene Ontology annotation, biological process: detection of chemical stimulus involved in sensory perception of smell; sensory perception of smell. The coding region runs from base 1 to 1137 and encodes 378 amino acids. NCBI's taxonomy places the organism in Eukaryota, Metazoa, Arthropoda, Insecta, Diptera, Drosophilidae.